AACACAAACAGCCAGCAGAGCCUUCAAACACAAAUAUUCAUUGUUUAUGUCUUUUAAUCGUCACAUAUGGACCUGAGAAUUUCGCUUUUUUAUAUCAAUACCUUGUUUGUUCAAUUGGAACAUGUGGAAACUCCAAGUUUUUCUCGAGAAGGAAAGCAUUAGUCACAGUGAAGGUAACAUACCGUUGAUUGCUGCUGAAGAAGUGCCAAAGAACUGAGCACAUGGAGACUGAGUGCCAGCAGGGGACAGAGAGCCAAACUGAUGAGGACAGUGACUCAGAGGAAAUCCUGUGUGGAAUUCAUGAGAGCUGUGCCACUGACCUCACUCAUCACCCUCAGCUGGAUGCUGACAUAGAGGCAGUCAGGACAUUGUAUUCAGACAAUGCAGUUUCCAUCAGGGAGUAUGGGUCAAUUGAUGAUGUGGAUGUUGACUUAAACAUAAAUGCUGGCGUUUUGGAUGAGGAAGUAGCCAAGGCCUGGAGGAUUAAUCCAUCAGAUCCCAUUGUUAUCCGUCUGCACUUUUCCUCGUCUCAGUAUCUGGACGGACCUGCACCUGCAGUCGAAGUCUUUCAACCAAACAACAGAGCUCAUUUCAGCCUUAGGAAACAACUACAGAAUAUUCUUACAGUCUUCUUAUGUUGCGAGUGGAAACAUCUGACCUAUGAGAACGUUGUAGUCCGACAGAAGAGAAGACACAGCUGGUUCAGGCCAAGUGGAACCAUCAAGAAAUUUCGUGCAAGACUUAAAAUCUGGCUCCCACCAUCAAAGUCCAGUGAGCUCCAGGAACCUGCUGUGAAAAGAAGGAUCAUUGCACCAGCGAUGAAACUGAAUCAAACAACUUCCUACACCAUCAAGAAUCCUGCAGGGGAGUUCUUCACCUACACCCCCAGUGGAAAGAGGGUGGUGGUGUCAGCAGUUAAGUCGUCAGCACAGCUUAGUACCAAACAGCUGAUAGAGCUGCUUUUCUCCUCCCAGGCCAUCAGACACUGUAAAACCCCCCCAACUCUGCAGCAUGGCUUCUUGGUGCAGAUCAUGAGGUAUGCUGAGCAGAGACUCCUGACGCUGAAUGAAUACUGUGUUGUCUGUGAUGAGCGACAUGUGUUUCAGAAUGACCCGAUGUUAAAGCCAGCAGUUUGCACCAGAGAGCUAUGUGUGUUUUCCUUUUAUACGUUGGGGGUUAUGUCUGGAGCUACAGAGGAGGUUGCCACCGGUGCAGAGGUGGUUGACCUGCUGGUGGCCAUGUGCAGAGCUGCCCUUCAGUCUUCACGCAAGACCAUCAUAUUUGAACCGUACCCUUCUGUUGUUGAUCCGUGCAACCCACAAACCCUGGCCUUUAAUCCUAAGAGAAAGAGCUACGACAGGCUGCAAAAAGCGCUGGACAACGUCUUGUUAAUCAGGAGGAUGUCACAGGGUCCAUAUUCUGAAAUAAAGAAACAGAUGGAUAAGAUAGAUCCUCUGGCGUAUCCUUUACUACAAUGGAUUUUAGCAAGCAACAGAUCACACAUUGUCAAGCUUCCGCUGAACAGGCAACUUAAGUUCAUGCACACACCCCAUCAGUUCCUGUUGAUCAGCAGCCCUCCAUCCAAAGAGGCUCGAUUUCAGACUGCCAGGAAACUUUAUGGCAGUACCUUUGCUUUCCAUGGUUCCAACAUUGAAAACUGGCACUCAAUUUUAAGAAAUGGGCUGAUCAAUGCAUCUUAUACAAAAUUACAGCUUCAUGGAGCUGCAUAUGGGAAAGGCAUCUAUCUGAGUCCUAUCUCAAGCAUAUCAUUUGGGUAUUCUGAGAUGGGUAAAGGGCGACACCAAAUGUCCACCAAAGAAGAACUCAUAAAGAAAUACAACCAAAUAAACAAAAUCAAACAGGAAGAGCCAGGGCAAGCCAGGUUUCUGCAAAACAGGAAUCUAAACUGCAUUGCUCUCUGUGAAGUCGUUACUUCAAAGGACCUUCAAAAACACGGGAACAUUUGGGUGUGUCCGGUACCCGACCAUGUGUGCACACGUUUCCUCUUUGUGUACGAGAACGGCCAGGUGGGAGAUGUACACAUCGACACAGAGGAAGCCAGGAUCCACAGGGACAUUUUACAAGUAAUUGCUUCAAACCCGUGCUGAGAAAACAAAUGCUUUAUGAUUAGACUGCAGAUUUCAUAUUGUUUUCAAAAACUGACUGAGAAUAGAUCUUAGUUUCUUUGAGGAUAAACAUAUGAACUUUUAUUGGUUUGAUAAGUAAACAUAAAAUAAUGCUUUAUAUUACAUUUAUUAGCUUUUGUUUAAAUGAAAAACGCUAACUCAAAGGAAGAGAAAUACCACCACAAAGAGCGAUUAUGUGUUAGAUGGAUGAAACGUGUUUGUUGUGUCAUGCACCUGUAAACGCUUGUUUGCCUUAUAUCUUAAUUUACAGUCUGUAUUUUAAAUCUGUCUUAUAAUUGUAUACUAUAAACACGUUUUUUGUACGUUUUUAUA
Cottoperca gobio is the source of this 2459-nucleotide messenger RNA. RefSeq names its product protein mono-ADP-ribosyltransferase PARP6-like. The record is from RefSeq and is a predicted model, not a curated record. Gene Ontology annotation, molecular function: NAD+ poly-ADP-ribosyltransferase activity. Bases 222 to 2108 code for a protein of 628 amino acids. Lineage: Eukaryota; Metazoa; Chordata; Actinopteri; Perciformes; Bovichtidae. The transcript is spliced from 23 exons.